AUUUAAAGAUUCCGCGGCGCGCGAGCUUGAGCUGGACAUCGGACCGGGAAGUUUUCUGCAGUGAAAACUAAAUAAAGGUUGAAGUAGUAUCGAAAUUGAUGUUGCCUUGCGCUAUUUUCGGUUAGAGCCACCAUCAUGGAUUCUAAACGCAAACCAGGGGGCUCUGCUCGAGGGCCUGGUCCCCAGUCAAAGAAGGCCCGGGUCCAGGACUUUGAAGACCAGGACCCAUCGGUAUUCGAGGAAGAGCUGGCCUUGAUGGAGCAGAUCGAGUCUGAGAUGGAUUCUCAGGGGACCAAUGGAUCUGUUGGAGGAGCAGGACCAUCAGUGAACAAUGGUGCCAAUUUGCAGAGACAACAGAGUACAUGUAGGCAUCCUAAAUGGCCCCGACCUCCGCUGGCUCCGAUCGACCCCGCAAAAGAUUCAAUCGUGUUCCAACAAAUUGAUCUCGAGCAUUAUAUUGGCUCGCACAUUCAGGGCAUGCCCGGUGCGACGUCGGGGCCCACCCCGAUCAUCCGGAUGUUCGGUGUCACCGACGCAGGCAACAGUGUCAUGUGCCACGUCCACGGGUUCACGCCCUACUUCUACAUCCCCGCCCCGCAGAAUUUCACGCCCGAACACUGCUCAAAGUUCAGGGUUGGUCUGAACGACGCGGUCUUGGCCGAUAUGAGGUCUAACAAGGACAACCUGACGCAAGCUGUCUUAGCAGUUGAUGUCAUGCAAAAAGAAAAUGUGUACGGUUACCAUGGAAACAAGAUGAUGCCUUUCUUGAAGAUCACAGUUGCCUACCCGAAGCUGAUAGCUCCCGCCAGGAGGAUCCUGGAAGCGGGACUAUCGAUCCCGCCUUACCCGCACAGGGGUUACCAGACUUAUGAGAGCAACAUUGACUUUGAAAUCAGAUUUAUGGUUGAUGCCGAUGUUGUCGGUUGCAAUUGGAUCGAAGUGCCAGCUGGAAGCUAUCGUGUGCGAUCAUCCUCCGGUCACGUACCUGUUUCGGCGUCGCAGAUCGAGAUCGAUGUUGCGUGGGACCGCUUCAUCAGCCAUCCCGCCGACGGCCAGUGGCAAAAGGUGGCGCCAUUCAGGAUAAUGAGUUUUGAUAUUGAAUGUGCGGGGAGGAAAGGAAUCUUCCCAGAAGCGGAGAAAGACCCCAUUAUCCAGAUUGCCAACAUGGUGAUCCGGCAGGGAGAGAGGGAUCCCUUUAUCAGAAACAUCUUUACCCUCGAUACCUGCGCCCCUAUCGUUGGCUCCCAGGUGAUGUCGUUCAAGACGGAACACGAGAUGCUACAGGCAUGGGCUGACUUCGUUAAAGAAGUAGACCCCGAUAUCUUGACGGGGUACAACAUCCAGAACUUUGACAUCCCCUAUCUCAUCAACCGUGCAGCGGCCCUCAAGCUUGCACGCUUCCCGUUCCUCGGACGCCUCAAGAACACAAAGAGCGUGAUCCGAGACGUCUCCUUCCAGUCCAAGCAGCUCGGCAAGAGGGAGAACAAGGUCGUCAACAUGGAAGGUCGUGUGCAGUUCGAUCUUCUGCAGGUACUUGUGAGGGACUAUAAACUCAGAUCCUAUCGUCUAAAUGCCGUCAGUUACCACUUCCUGCAAGAGCAGAAGGAGGACGUACAACAUUCCAUCAUCACAGAUCUUCAAAAUGGCAAUGAGCAAACCAGAAGACGGUUGGCCGUCUACUGUCUGAAAGACGCCAUGCUCCCGCUGCGUCUCCUCGACAAACUCAUGUCGGUCAUCAACUACAUGGAGAUGGCCAGAGUGACGGGCGUGCCUCUCACCUACCUGCUCUCUAGAGGGCAGCAGAUAAAGGUUGUCUCGCAGCUUCUCCGAAAGGCCAAGGAACAAGACCUUGUGAUGCCUGCGCACAAAGUAGUUACAGGAGAGGAUUACGUCGGUGGUUACGUCCUGGAUCCAAUCAGAGGGUACUAUGACUGUCCGAUAGCAACACUGGAUUUCUCCUCGCUAUACCCAUCCAUUAUGCAGGCACACAAUCUCUGCUAUACAACUCUCUUAUCACCCUCAAUGAAAGAAAAUCUUGCACCUGAUCAGUACAUCAAGACGCCAACAGGGAACUACUUCGUCAAGAAGGCGGUCAGACGAGGGAUUCUCCCGGAAAUCCUUGAAGACCUUCUUACAGCAAGGAAGAGAGCAAAGGCUGAUUUGAAGAAGGAAACGGACCCGCUGCGAAAGAAGGUGCUGGACGGCCGACAGCUCGCCCUGAAGGUCAGCGCGAACUCUGUCUACGGAUUCACCGGAGCUCAGGUCGGGAAGCUGCCGUGCCUGGAGAUCUCCCAGAGUGUGACGGCGUUUGGUAGGAUGAUGAUCGACAAGACGAGACAGCUGGUGGAAACUAAGUACACAAUUGAGAAUGGGUACAAGACCACUGCAAAGGUUAUCUAUGGAGAUACUGACUCGGUAAUGGUGAAGUUUGGUGUUAAUACGGUCGCUGAGAGUAUGGAGCUUGGUAAAGAGGCUGCAUUGUGGAUCUCAGACGAGUUUCCCUCACCCAUCAAAUUGGAAUUUGAAAAGGUCUACUUUCCGUACCUGUUGAUCAACAAGAAGCGAUACGCAGGUCUCUACUUCACAAGACCCGACACCUACGACAAGAUGGACUGCAAGGGAAUCGAGACCGUCCGUAGGGACAGCUGCCCUCUAGUGUCCAACGUCUUAAACAACGUCCUUCAAAAGAUCCUCAUUGAAAGGGACCCUACAGGAGCCUUGGACCACACGAAGCAGACCAUCUCGGAUCUCCUCUGUAACCGUAUCGACAUCUCACAGCUUGUGAUAACCAAAGAACUCACCAAGACGGGAGAAGAGUAUGCAGGCAAGCAGGCUCACGUGGAGCUGGCGGCAAGGAUGAAGAAAAGAGACCCGGGAAGUGCACCAGCUCUUGGUGACCGCGUUCCGUACGUCAUCAUCGCCAAGGGUAAAGGGGCCGCAGCAUAUGAGAAAUCAGAGGAUCCAAUUUAUGUAUUAGAGAAUAACAUUCCAAUUGACACCACAUAUUACCUGGAGAACCAGCUGAAAGGACCUCUUCUUAGGAUCUUUGAGCCAGUCAUCGGGGAGAAUAAAGUAGAAUCAGUACUAUUGAAGGGGGAGCACACCCGGGCGAAGACCCAGGUCACGUCAAAGAUCGGCGGUCUCAUGGCCUUCGCUAAGAAGAGAAGCAAGUGCCUCGGAUGCAAGAUGGGUCUGGACCAAGAUGGCAUCGCGCUGUGCAAGUUCUGCAAGGCCAAAGAGUCAUCCAUCUACCAGAAGGAGAUCAGUCAAUUGGCAGCCUUGGAGGAGAAGUUUGGACGUCUAUGGACACAAUGUCAGCGCUGCCAGGGGAGUCUGCAUGAAGAUAUCUUGUGUACGAGUCGUGACUGUCCGAUCUUCUACAUGCGCAAGAAGGUCCAGAAGGACCUUGCCGACCAGGACGCUCUCAUCAAGAGAUUCGGCAACCCGUGCUGGUGAUCGACGACCACCACCAGCCAUGGAAGUCUACCGGCAGUGACCAUAAGCAUGAGUGACCAGCAUUGUUGACUAGUCUGCAUGCGCAGACUCAUAUUUGAAAGUUGACACUUAAACCAAAACCAGGUCUAGAGUGAAGACUAGACAUAAAACUCUAGUCUGUGUCAGAAUGCCACUGUACAUAGUGGCCCGUAUUCUGAAGUCAGGU
Lytechinus variegatus (green sea urchin) is the source of this 3661-nucleotide messenger RNA. RefSeq names its product DNA polymerase delta catalytic subunit-like. Gene Ontology annotation, biological process: DNA replication proofreading; nucleotide-excision repair, DNA gap filling; base-excision repair, gap-filling. Gene Ontology annotation, cellular component: delta DNA polymerase complex. Lineage: Eukaryota; Metazoa; Echinodermata; Echinoidea; Temnopleuroida; Toxopneustidae. Gene Ontology annotation, molecular function: DNA binding; 3'-5'-DNA exonuclease activity; DNA-directed DNA polymerase activity. The transcript has 22 exons. The record is from RefSeq and is a predicted model, not a curated record. The coding region runs from base 136 to 3456 and encodes 1106 amino acids.